CUCACAGUUACCAUCUUCUCCUUCUUCUUCUUCUUAGCAAACCCAAAACCACUCCAUUCCCUCUCUUCUUCUUCUUCCAAAAUCAUCGUAUAUCAAGCCCUCAAACGAAUCCGAUGGGUUUAUUGUUCAGAACCAGCAGCUCAAGCAUGACGCAUUACAUGUCCACCCCCACUCCCCUCUUAUUCCACUCUUGCUCCCUCCCACAGCGCUUCAACCUUCAAUCAAUGGCGGCCAAAAGGGUCCGCUCUGAGCUCCAAGUCAAAGUGAACGGUGCUCUCUCCACUGCCGACUCCGACUCGCUCUUCCUCGACCGCCAGAAAGCUCUUGAGGCAGCCAUGAACGAUAUAAACAGCUCCUUCGGCAAAGGAAGUGUUACCAGAUUAGGCAGCGCCGGCGGAGCUUUGGUCGAAACUUUCCCCAGUGGUUGCUUGACAUUGGACCUUGCCUUAGGUGGUGGCCUUCCCAAAGGGAGAAUUGUGGAGAUAUUUGGUCCAGAAAGUAGUGGAAAGACAACUCUAGCACUCCAUGCAAUCGCAGAGGUGCAGAGGCUUGGAGGAAAUGCUAUGCUUGUUGAUGCAGAACAUGCCUUUGAUCCAGCAUAUUCAAAAGCAUUGGGAGUAGAUGUUGAAAAUCUGAUUGUCUGCCAGCCUGAUCAUGGCGAAAUGGCACUUGAGAUUGCAGAUCGAAUGUGCAGAUCUGGUGCCAUUGAUCUUAUAUGUGUUGAUUCUGUCUCGGCUCUCACUCCACGAGCAGAGAUUGAAGGUGAGAUUGGGAUGCAGCAAAUGGGUUUGCAAGCACGCCUUAUGAGCCAAGCAUUGCGCAAAAUGUCAGGAAAUGCAUCUAAAGCUGGAUGUACUCUCAUAUUCUUGAAUCAAAUAAGAUAUAAGAUUGGUGUGUAUUACGGGAAUCCAGAAGUGACAUCUGGAGGAAUUGCAUUGAAGUUCUUUGCGUCAGUCCGCCUGGAAAUACGAUCUACAGGGAAAAUAAAAUCUGUAAAAGGAGACGAGGAAAUUGGGGUUCGGGUCCGUGUACGAGUGCAGAAGAGUAAGGUUUCGAGGCCAUACAAACAAGCGGAAUUUGAAAUUGUGUUUGGAGAGGGAGUAAGUAAAUUGGGUUGCAUUUUGGAUUGUGCUGAAAUGAUGGAUGUUAUAGUGAAGAAGGGAUCUUGGUAUAGCUAUGGGGACCACAGGUUGGGUCAAGGAAGAGAUAAAUCAUUGCAGUACUUGAGAGAGAACCCUGUUCUUCUUGAUGAAAUAGAGAAGAUUGUUCGCUCCACAAUGACAGAUGCAACUGGACAGGUAGGCUCAUUCCAUACAAGGCACUUGCCAGUAACACAUCAAGAUGAAGAUGAUUUCGAAGAUGUCCAAUGAGUAGAAACAGAUUUUUGGUAUUAUCACUGUUUUCUACACUGGAUUUGGAUUAAAGCAGGUACAGUGCUGGGCAUUGCAAAGAAACAGCACCAAUUAGCAGCUCCAUGGUGCCUCGAUGUUUGAUAAGUUGAUAUUAUAAUCUUACCUCCAAGUCCAUUUGCAAAAACUGUUGUUAGAGAUAGGGGUGGUUCUAUAUGUACCAAGCAAAUGUCCCCAAGUAUACUCAGCCCUAGAUCAAAGUUUAUCAAUCUUUUCUAACUUUGUCAAAGAAAGAAAGUACAAACCCAGCCAAAAUCCGUACCGCUCGGCUCCAUAGAAGCUGCAAGCAAUCCAGGGCGGUGGCUCCUCAAUGAAUUCCUUGUUUCUAUUCUUGAGGGAAGCGGGGAAGUCUGUUUCUUGGUUUUUAUUCAUGUUAAUUCAAAUGACUACCACUGAACUACAUUUAUUAACAAGAAAAAUGACUUUGUUC
Messenger RNA from Fragaria vesca subsp. vesca, 1839 nucleotides. RefSeq names its product DNA repair protein recA homolog 1, chloroplastic-like. The record is from RefSeq and is a predicted model, not a curated record. NCBI's taxonomy places the organism in Eukaryota, Viridiplantae, Streptophyta, Magnoliopsida, Rosales, Rosaceae. The transcript is spliced from 12 exons. Gene Ontology annotation, biological process: DNA repair. Gene Ontology annotation, molecular function: single-stranded DNA binding; ATP hydrolysis activity; ATP binding. The coding region runs from base 114 to 1370 and encodes 418 amino acids.